Molecule: messenger RNA, 2806 nt
Organism: Misgurnus anguillicaudatus (oriental weatherfish)
Lineage: Eukaryota; Metazoa; Chordata; Actinopteri; Cypriniformes; Cobitidae
Gene: stum
Product: stum, mechanosensory transduction mediator homolog
Source: RefSeq, a predicted model, not a curated record
UAGUGUAGUAAAGUGUGACGCCUCUCCCGUUCACUGCGCGCACUUCAACAUCUUCAUCGCGCCCGGAGCUGCGCCUGAUAGUGACCACACACCAUACGGAUUUUAAGGUUUGCUCUUGGUUAACUACUUUUGAAAAUGGACCAGAAAGACGCAGAAAUGAACGAUAAAGGAGUUUCAUCUUCUACCAGUGGAGUUGUCAUUCAAGUCAGGGAGAAGAAAGGACCUUUACGCGCAGCCAUUCCCUAUAUGCCAUUUCCAGUAGCUGUCAUCUGCUUGUUUCUCAACACGUUUGUGCCCGGACUGGGUACAUUCAUCUCAGCCUUUACGGUCCUGUGCGGAGCGAGGACAGACCUUCCUGACAGACACAUAUGUUGCGUGUUCUGGCUGAACAUCGCAGCCGCCUUCAUUCAGAUCUUGACUGCCAUCGUCAUGGUGGGCUGGAUCAUGAGCAUAUUUUGGGGAAUGGACAUGGUCAUUCUUGCAAUCUCUGAAGGCUACAGGGAGCAGGCCGUCCCUCAGCAGCUGUGAUUCCUGCCCUCUAAAUCUUGAACGUCCACCUUCUCCAGUGCUGUCUGGCCAACAUAUUGGAGAUUUAAGACGGCACCCACGUGCCCUGGGAGAUCCAGGGACUUCUUAUGUAGAUUCACAGUCCCACUCAAUACUGCUGAAGGACAGUAGAAGAGCGUGGUCUGUGAAUAUCACUAAAACGGUCUCUGUCUACCACGUGUCAGGGAAAUAAAUUGUAUUCGGUCUUGCUCUGCUCUGUAGUCAAUACACUAAAAAUACUUACAUUUCGGAAUUUGUUAUAAAAUAUAUGUAAAUGCACUUUGAAGUGUGCAAUGAAGUAGUCACAAGAAUAAAGGAAGUCUUAAAGGAAUAGUUCACCCAAAAAUACAAAAUCUGUCACCAUUUAGUGCACAGAUUUUUACUAGGCCUAUAUAAAAAUACAAACGAGUUGCAAGAUUUAUAGCAUGAUGUCCUAGAAUAAAGUUGCUUUUCUCUAUAUUAUAAUGAAAGUGAAUGGUGACCAAAGCUAUCAACAUUUUUAGGCAAAAUUUCCAUCAAUAAUUUUCAGUCCGCUCUUCAUACGGAGCUAUCAAAUGGCUUAAUUCUACGUUUAAAGGUGCAGUGUGUAAAUUUUAGCAGCAUCUUGUGGUGAGGUGCUGGUGAAUUGCAACCAAUGGCUCAGUCCACUGCUUACCCCUCGUUUUUUAAUCACAUAGAGAAGCUACGGUAGCUGCCACCGGACAAACAUGUCAUCGCAGACAACUUAGUAAAAAAAGUUUGUCCAUUAAGGGUUUCUGUGGAAACAUGGCGGCACAAAAAGGCGACUUCCAUAAGGGGUCCCUCGAUAUAUGUAGAUAAAAACAUCUCAUUCUAAGGUAAUAAACAUAUAAAGGUUCAUUAUGAAAGGUCUUUAUACACCCCUGAUAAUAUAGUUUUGUAUAUUAUUUUGCAUUUCUGUCAAGAGAUCCUUCUAAAAAUUACACACUGCACCUUUAAAGUGCUUUUGUCCUUUUUGGAGUUCGCCAGUCCCUGGUUCGUAUUCAAUUCAAUUUUAUUUAUAUAGCACUUUUCACAAUUGUUUAAUUGUUUCAAAGCAGCUUUACAAUAAUAAAUGCAGGAGAAAACACAUAAGCAGCAGAGUACAGCCGCUAAGAUUAAACCGUUUUCACAUUCAGUAUAUGGGAAAAACAUCUUGGAUGCAAAAUUUUAACUUUGCGAUUUAUAAAAGCUAGAAAAAGUCAAGUUUAAAAUGAUGUUAGGGUGAAAUGACCGAAGUUUGUAUAUAUGUGAACUUUACCUUUAACAAUCUGUAAUAUUUUGCUUUCACACAGAGCACUCCCUUAAAACACAUUACACUGAAUAUUUAUAUGGUUGUGGUCAUUCCAGUGUUGAUAGUAUUUCUUUAUACCAUGCUGUGUUUAUAUUACUUAUAUUAAAGCCUUUUUUUUACAAAAUCAUUAAAGGGGACAUAUCAUGAAAAUCUGACUUUUUCCAUGUUUAAUUGCUAUAAUUGGGUCCCCAGUGCUUGUAUCAACCUAGUAAAUGUGAAAAAGAAAAGUCUCUGCAAGCAUGUGAAAAAAAUACGUCAGUGUAAUUUGGCUCCCCUUGUGAUGUCAAAAGGGGAUAAUACCGCCCCCUAAUCUGCACUAUCCAACCACAGCACUGCUAUAUACUGCAAACUUGAUUAACUCAUUUGCAUUUAAAAGGACACACCCAAAACGACACAUUUUUGCUCAUACCUACAAAGUGGCAAUUUUAAGAUGCUAUAAUAAAUUAUCUACAGUAUAUGUUAUUUUGAGCUAGAACUUCACAUACACACUCUGGGGACACCAAAGUUUUAUUUGACAUCUUAAAAAAGUCUUGUGUCCCCUUUAAUUUUUCUUCAGCAAGAAUGCAUUGUCUAAUCCCUAUUGGUCUUAAAUACUGUACACACUAUCAGACACAUAACCUUUUCUCCAGUAAUAAUGGGCUGUAACGUGAAACCAUUAAGUACUGGUGAAUUGUGAGCCGGUUGCCAUAGCGACUGCCCACUUUAGCCAACUUAUGCGUAGGAUAUGAAAUAAUGCAAUUAGUGGGAGUUAUUUAUGACCAGAAAGGCCGCAGUCCAAAAAUAGAGAUUUAAGAGAGACAUCGAAGAAUUUACCAUCAAAUGUAAAUGCAUGGCUGCAACGGCUGAGUGUGCAAAACAUUUACGACCCUGUCUGUGAAAUGGAUAUACUAAUUUUGAGUUUGAUUUCAAUCACUUAUUUCACAAUUUCAAUGACGUUACUCAGUCAAUAUUAAAGAUAUUAAGGUUAUA